Ictalurus punctatus (channel catfish) is the source of this 2037-nucleotide messenger RNA. It is a transcript of the gene ephx5, whose product is annotated as epoxide hydrolase 5. NCBI's taxonomy places the organism in Eukaryota, Metazoa, Chordata, Actinopteri, Siluriformes, Ictaluridae. Gene Ontology annotation, biological process: epoxide metabolic process; arachidonate metabolic process. The record is from RefSeq and is a predicted model, not a curated record. The coding region runs from base 167 to 1582 and encodes 471 amino acids. The transcript has 9 exons. Gene Ontology annotation, molecular function: epoxide hydrolase activity.
UGUGGUUUUAGGAAGAGCUGCUUGUUAAACCGUAGUGGGACUUUGUACUCUUUUCAAAUCCUAUUGUGACUCCUCCGUCACUAUUACACUUACAGCCGACAGGACAGGGAAGAUUUCUCUCUAAUACACGUGUAUUACAAGAGCAACAGUGUCUGAGAGGAAAAUCAUGCAGGCUAUCGAAAAUAUUCAGCAGGCCAUCUCCAGCCUUGACCUUCACCAACGUUAUGUCCUGGCCCUCUCUUCUGCUGGAAUUGGAGGUCUUUUAUUCUACCUAGCAUGGAGGGAAAAGGCAAAGAAGAUCCCAGUUGGAGACGGAUGGUGGAGGGUAGGAGAGAAGCCCCUAACCGAGGACAGAACAAUACGGCCAUUUGUUGUGGAGACCUCCAAAGAAAUGAUAGAGGAUCUUUACCGGCGCAUUGACCAGACACGAUACACAGAUGGUUUGCAAGACUGCAGAUUUCAGUAUGGCUUUAACUCCGCCUAUCUCCAAAAAGUCGCUUCAUACUGGAGGCACGAAUUUAACUGGGAAAAACAGGUUAAGGUGCUCAACAAGUACCCACACUUCAAAACUAACAUUGAGGGUAUAGAUGUGCAUUUCAUUCACGUGAAGCCCGUCCAGUGUGUUGGGCAGAAAGUUCUUCCUCUCAUGAUGGUGCACGGCUGGCCUGGUUCCUUCUUCGAGUUCUACAGGAUCUUGCCCAUGCUCACUAAAACUGAAGGAGAUGUUGUCUUUGAGGUCAUCUGCCCCUCCAUCCCAGGCUAUGGGUACUCUGAAGCCCCACAUGUACAGGGAUUUAAUACCAUGGAUGCUGCCCGUGUUUUCCACAAACUCAUGGAAAGACUGGAGUUCAGUGAGUAUUACCUUCAAGGAGGAGACUGGGGAGCACUAAUCACCUCCAACAUGGCCCAGAUGAAACCUGAGUGCGUUAACGGCUUGCAUGUUAACAUGAUCAAUGCCAGAGCAGGAAGCAUUACGACCGUCCUGUCUCUCAUCAUCGGCCGCUACCUGCCCUUCUUGGUAGGCUUCACCAGAGAAGACGUGCGCCGCAUCUAUCCUUACAUGCAGAAGAACGUGUAUGAACUACUGAAAGAAUCUGGUUACCUGCACAUCCAAGCUACCAAACCUGAUACUGCAGGCUGUGCGCUGAAUGAUUCUCCAGUUGGUUUGGCUGCCUAUAUCUUGGAGAAGUUCAGCACCUGGACCGAUUAUAAGAACAGGGACCUUGAGGAUGGUGGAUUAGAGAGGAAGUUCAGUCUGAAUGAUCUCCUCACCAUCAUCAUGAUCUACUGGACUACAGGCUCAAUCACCCCAUCGAUGCGCUUCUACAAAGAGAAUAUGGGCAAAAAUUUUACGAAAAGAGUGGACAAUUUAACGAAAAUUUACGUACCCACUGGACUGGCAGCGUUUCCCCAUGAGCUGAUGCAUUGUCCCUGGGUCUGGGCCAGCUCAAGGUUCAGAGAUAUUCGCUCUUACUCCUACAUGCCCAGAGGAGGGCACUUCGCAGCCUUUGAGGAACCAGAACUGCUCGCUCAAGACUUGCUGCAAUUUGUGAAGAAAGUAGAGAGCAAGAAGGCUAAAUAAUUCAUGAGGGCUAUUCCCUUACAGAUUGUAACUAGCAAGGCUACGGAAGUUCGUUAACACUGCCUUUAAACAACUUCACGCAAAAAUCAUCUGCCAAUUAAUCCACACUACAAAACCGUUCUUGUUUUUUGGAAAGCUGCUUUUUUUUUUUUUUUUUUUAUUCUUCAUUCAUUGAAAUGGGAAAUUACUACUUAAUUCAUAUUCACAAACUAAAAAGAAAUGAUAGUCAGACAGUUUAUAGUUUGUCAUGAAACAUUUUAAUAGAAUAGUUGUGUAUCAUGUCACCAUUUAUAAAAUAUAACUACGUGGUGUAAAAGUAAAACUUCGGGUAUUCAAAUAAUUUAGACUUGUUCUUCUGUUGAUCACACAAAUUCGACUGUGUUCCUGGUGUGAUAAGACGUGUUAAAUGUAUUCUGUGUGUCAAAAUAAAGUUUCUUUGUUGCUCCAUAAUAAAA